Messenger RNA from Punctularia strigosozonata HHB-11173 SS5, 1502 nucleotides. RefSeq lists its product as uncharacterized. Bases 28 to 1464 code for a protein of 478 amino acids. The record is from RefSeq and is a predicted model, not a curated record. The transcript is spliced from 4 exons. Gene Ontology annotation, molecular function: protein binding. Lineage: Eukaryota; Fungi; Basidiomycota; Agaricomycetes; Corticiales; Punctulariaceae.
CUGCCGCCCUGAUUGAGCUCGAUACACAUGGAACUGACGGAUACAGCAAGCUCCUUCGCCAGUCUUCCAGAUGACAUACUCUACUGUAUUUUCGCCCAGCUAACUCCUAAGGAAAUCCUGCUGGUACGCCAGGCUUGUCGUCGGUUGAAAGAUAGCACCUACCAUAGAACCGUGUGGUUGACGCAGUACGCCAAGGAGUCACGUCGAUACUCACUCGCUCCUCUGGGAAAAAGCGCUGGUGGCGUCGAUGAACUGGAAAGCAUCGUGCUCAGGGCGGUGCGCUUGCACGAGAAAUGGACGUCUCCUUGCCCCCAACCGGUCUCGUCCCGGGAGUACACCCACCUCAUCCCACGUGUACCGUUCGCAUUGAAACUGACGCAUGGACGGUGGCUAUUUAUCGGUGACUGCGAUGGCCUGCGUUGCUACGACUUGGACCAACCCUCGCGUCCGGAUCAAGCGCAGCCUUUGGCUUCAUAUCCCGGGCCUGUGCGUCAUAUAGAGUCCGAAUAUUGCUCGGAGAAUGGGGAGGAGUAUUUGCUAGUCGCUGCGUGCAAGAUCAGUCUGACCUCUUCGAGCACAAACAUCCUGAAGAUGCCCCUGACGAAAGAUGGGCCUUUAACGUUCGAACACCUUCGACGUGUACCAACCCCCGGUUGGAAUGUGCGGCUUUCACCCAAGGGAUUCCUGCUAAUGUGGACUUCUGCGACCAUGACUCUCCACGACGUCUCGACAGGCGUUGUGUAUGGGUUCACGCCGACCGCAAGACACGUGCUCAGUGCAACUGGUCUGGCUCCGCUUCCCGUAGUGCACAAUACCACAUGCGCGCUGUUUGACACCCAUGUUAUCACAGUUAGGAUGGGCUCCAGCGGCACUGUGAUCGAGGCUUGGCCGCUUCCAUCGGAACGCAAGAUUCCCUCCGCAAACACGCCUUCUGGCAAUGACUCGCCUUCAAUUCAACCAUCCCACUUGAUGCUACUGUCAUCUCACGCCACUGUUGAUACCUUUCUCUCAGCAGAGUAUAUUCAAGCCAGGGACGAAAUACGUUUGACAUGCUGUUGGAGGCCCCCGAUGGCUACGGACCCUAGUCGCGAUACCCUGGUCUUGGACGCGUUAACCCUUUGCCGAUAUCCCGAACCACCGACAGUUCCUGACGCGGUCGGAUUCUCCACCUCGCUCGCGACACAACGUACAGAAAGGUACAUCUGGGCGGUCACUUCGGCGAUUUCCCCAAGAAGCGGCAUUAUGCACGCUGUCGGCUGCGCGUCUACGCGUGCGGGAGGGGAUGUUGUUGCCCUCACCUUCGACGUUGACGCGCCAUCUCGUGACGAUAGGAUUGUUGUCAGAGAUCUGGGUAUCAAGCUUAACCAGGACGUGAUUGGCUACGUCUUCGACCCUCUCAGAGGUCGCUUAUGCUUCGAAGUAACUGGCGCGUGCAAUACCAUACGAGUAGUAGACUACGUGUAGAUGAUGUGUAAUAGCGUAGCUGCUUGCCAUAGAUCCUG